AUGAAAGAAGCCUACGCAUACAAGCACUUCAAUGUCCAAUUCCCACAGCAAUAUGUUGCUCAUGUGGAAAUCAACCGUGCAGCCCAGCUGAACGCUUUCUUCGAAGCAAUGUGGAUUGAACUCGGCCAACUCUUCAACCAACUAUCCAUAGAUCCCUCCGUUCGAGCAAUAGUCCUCACCGGCGCAGGAGACAAAGCCUUCACAGCCGGACUCGACGUCAAAGCCGCAUCGCAGGAGUUAUUCUCUGAUAGCGACGACGACGACGACGACAACAACAACAACAACAACAGGAGCGCCCCCGACGCCGCCCGAAAAGCCGCCCAUCUACGUCGCCACAUCGCCUCAUUCCAAGACUGCAUUACGGCCGUCGAGCGGUGCGAGAAACCCGUGAUCGUGGCCAUGCAUGGCUUCUCGCUCGGGCUCGCAAUCGACCUGAGCUCAGCAUGCGACGUGCGGCUUUGUGCGCGGGACGCCAAGUUCGCCGUGAAGGAGGUGGAUAUCGGGCUUGCGGCGGAUGUUGGGACGUUGAGCCGGUUGCCGAAGAUCGUGGGGGAUUUCGGCUGGGUCAAGGAGGUGGCGUUGACGGCGCGGAUGUUUGGGGCGGAGGAGGCCCAGCGGGUUGGGUUUGUGAGUCGGGUGUUUGAGAAUAAGGCAGAGGCUGUUCGGGGGGCCGUGGACUUGGCUGCGUUGAUCGCGAGUAAGAGUCCGGUUGCCGUUCAGGGGACCAAGGAGUUGUUGAAUUGGUCGCGGGAUCAUACGGUGCAGGACGGCCUCCGAUAUACAGCUAUCUGGAACAGUGCGGCGGUGCAGACCAAGGAUGUCUCUGCAGCGUUGCUAUCAGGGAUUCAGAAACGGAAGCCGACAUUUGAGAAGCUUUAG
Aspergillus ochraceoroseus IBT 24754 is the source of this 879-nucleotide messenger RNA. RefSeq names its product enoyl-CoA hydratase/isomerase family protein. Gene Ontology annotation, cellular component: mitochondrion. The transcript is spliced from 3 exons. Gene Ontology annotation, molecular function: delta(3,5)-delta(2,4)-dienoyl-CoA isomerase activity. The coding region runs from base 1 to 879 and encodes 292 amino acids. The record is from RefSeq and is a predicted model, not a curated record. NCBI's taxonomy places the organism in Eukaryota, Fungi, Ascomycota, Eurotiomycetes, Eurotiales, Aspergillaceae.